AUGGUCUCCACUUGCAGCAUCGAUCGGGUCUUACUUGAUCUAGAGUUGCUGGUCCCGAACAGCUUCCGAUACCGGCAUGUUCCUUGCCGUGAUCGUGUUCGUGAUGCAAUCAAACGCAUGAAAUUUCUCAAAACAUUUGUUAUGUAUGCAAGAAAGUGGAGCCAAAGCAAUGAUUUGUACUUGCAAUCUGACGAUGUAGUGCAGAAGGUGAGUCUUCCAUCUUUCUUAUCUUGCGUUGAAGACACCUUUCACAAAUACGAGGAGGACAUUCACUCUCUUUCCCUUAGAUCAAAAGCGGGUAAAAGAUUACUUAAGCCAGAAAUUCAGAAACAGAUCGAAUUACUUGAGCAAGAAAUCAAAUUACUUAAGCAAGAAAUCAUCCAAAUUUACUUUGCUUUGGCAAGCAGCAGGUCAUUGCAAUCAAAUUCUUGGAUGACAGAUGAUGAACUAAUGAAAUUCAUAGACGUCAUCCUACAAAAUCUAGCAGAUUUGACAAAUGGCUAUAUGCAUCGCAAAAUUAGUGAAUCAUCUAUUUAUGCUGCUUUGAGUUCCCUUGAAGCAAAGCUAACAUUCUUCAAAAGCUUCAUUCCCUUUGGCAAAUUGCGAGGAACUGUAGAUAUUCCUGCCUUGCUGUUGGCUCACUUUGAAGUGGUGGCUUUGAACACAGCACGCCUCUCUUACAUGUGUUCUUUUUCGGAAGAUGAGGAUCUGCACAAUCCUGAGUUCUGCUCCAUGAUAUAUGAACAACAACAGAAAAUCACACCUGUUGAUUUUCAAGUCUACGAGAUUUAUAUGGACGUUCUUAGAGCUACAAGAUCCUCAAAAUCAUUGCAUGAUAGAAUGAGGGAUAAGCAGAUAUUGAACAACUUCAAUGAUUCUCUGAUAAGUCGUCUCUGGGAGUUGUUAUGCUGCAGCUCUAGCUUUGUGGAUUCUAUGAAAGAUGAGAUGCCAAUACUCUAUGCAGGACUGAGGUUUUUGAGAAGCAUUUUAAGGGAGCAGCAGGAGAAGAUGAAUGAGCAAAACGAAAAAAUUGGUGCUCUUCUUUGUGAGGCAGGCAUUAUAAUUUGCUCGCCUUCUCUAAACAGAGUGAAGGAAGGAGAAGUUAGCUUCUUAGAAUCCACAGAGGUCCUUGAUUGUUGUGAUAUGCUGGCUAAUACCAACACCCAUCUCAAGCAUUUUAAGGAUCAGAUCAGUGGCUCAAGCGUUAUUGAAAGUCUUCCUUCCUUUCAUAGCUUAAGAGCACCAGAAGUUAGCAAGACUUCCACCCACAUGCUAUCAAAAGGUAAAAUGCCAAUAGCCCAUGAAGUCAUGGUUGGUCUUGAUGAUGAGGCAGAAAAAGUAAUUGAACGACUUGUAAGCGGAUCAAAACAGGUGGAAAUUGUUCCCAUUGUGGGAAUGGCUGGGCUUGGUAAGACAACUUUAGCCAAAAAAGUUUACAAUGAUAGUUCAGUAAUCUAUAACUUCCACAUUCGUCUUUGGUGUAUAGUUUCUCAAGCCUAUAACAUGCAAAAUGUGUUACUUCAAAUUUUACACUCUGAUGGCAAACAUUCGAGGAUGGAUGAUGAGUUUCAAAAUCUGGAUGAACAUGCGUUGCUUCAAAAGCUCUACCAAAAGCUGAAGGGGAAUCGGUAUCUUGUUGUUUUUGAUGAUGUCUGGGACAUUGAAGUAUGGAAUGAGCUGGGAAUUUCAUUCCCGGAUGACAAGAAAGGAAGUAGAAUCAUCUUCACAAGUCGAUCUUCUAAUGUGGCUUCACAGGUUGAAUAUGGGGGGAAACCUCACAAUCUUCGCCCACUCAGUGAGAAAGAAAGUUGGGAAUUACUGCAGAAGAAGGUUUUUGGAAAAGAAGAUUGUCCUCAAGCAUUUCAUGGAUUGGGAAUGGAGAUCGCCAAAAAGUGCAAAGGAUUGCCACUUUCAAUUGUUGUUGCAGCUGGAGUCCUAGCAACUAUAGAGCAUGAUAUUUGUGUUUGGGAAGGAUUUGCUGAAAGUUUAAGUUCAACCACGGUGUCUGAUGCAGAACAAUGCAAAAAGUCGAUGGAGCUCAGUUAUGAGCAUUUACCAUAUCACUUGAAGGCCUGCUUGCUGUAUUUUGCUGCAUUUCGAGAGGAUGAAAAAAUUUGUGCCAUGAAGUUGAUGUGUCUCUGGAUUGCAGAAGGGUUUGUGGAAAAAAUUGAAGGAGAGAGACUGGAGGACAUUGCAGAAGAAUAUUUGAUGGACCUAAUUGGUCGAAACCUAGUUAUGGUAAGUGAAAACAGAUCCAUUGGAGGAGUCAAAACUUGUUACAUUCACGAUUUGAUAUUUGAGUUCUGUAAGGGUGAGGCGAAAGAAAAGAAAUUUCUUCAGGUCCUGCGAGGAUAUGAUGAGCUUUCUAUCUUUAAUGAACCUCCCAACCUACCUCGGUUGUCCAUUUGCUCCAGUGAAGAGGAUUUUAUAAAGUCAAAGCUAUUUUGUCCAUAUUUAGGUACUCUGGUAUUCUUUGAUGCUACUCCAGGACGUAAUAAGUUUAAGUUGCUUAAUAUCUCCUUCCUUUUUUGCAUCUACAAACAUCUUAAAGUUCUGAAUUUAGAGGGCAUUAACCUAAGGCUGAAGGAACUCCCAACUGAAGUCGAAUCACUUCUUUGUUUGAGGUACUUAGCCCUUACAGCUUGGAAAAUGAAAUUCAUUCCCCCAUCUAUAGCCAAUCUCUCACAUUUGGAAACCUUUCGUCUAAAAUCUGGUGAGAAGAUUUCAUUGCCAGACUGUAUCUGGAACAUGAAGAAGUUGAGGCAUGUACAUGUAAGGCGUGUUUGUCUUCCUUCCAAUAAAAACGUUGUGGAAAUUCUCUGCACCCUACACAAUUUAGACACACUCUCUACUCUGUGUCUUUUUCGUCGAGGGGAAGAGAACAUAUUGAGAAGGAUUCCCAAUAUUCGCCAACUUAAAAUUUUCAAUUGUUGGGGAAAAAGAAGAGUGUGCUGCGACAUGAGUCGACUAGAAUGCCUAGAAUCACUCACCUUAGGGGGCUACAACUUCUCAGGUUCACGGGAACAUGUUGGGCUUUCUUUUCCCAAGAAUUUGAAAAAGUUGUGUCUUUCCAACCUGGGUCUAUCCUGUCGAAAAAUGUCAUUGAUUGAACAAUUACCCAAUCUUGAAGUCCUCAAAUUAAGACAGCGGUCAAUGGACGGCCAAAAAUGGGAGAUGAUGGAAGGAGGAUUCCCUAAACUCAGGGUCUUGACGUUGGAAGAUGUAGAGGUUGUGGAGUGGAUAGAGACAGACCUUGACAGUGAUGAUUACUUCCCGUGCCUUCAGCAAUUAAAACUCCACAGAAUUUCUUAUUUGGAAAUGAUGCCUGCUUGUUUAGGGCGUAUACCAACUCUUGAAACCAUUAAGAUGAAUGUUUGUGGAGAUGGUGUCAAAUCUUUAGUAUGGGAAAUUGCAGAAGAACAGAAAAAUUAUGGAAAUGAGAAUCUGAAGAUCAUUUAUGGAAAAUAUUGAAGGGCAUCAGCGGGUACAAUAUCAGGGAGUGCUACGGUAGUGCUCAUCUGUGUGGUUUGGCUUUCUUUGGUGCUUUUGUAGAAGAUUUGAGGUAACAGUAGGCUCUUUUCUUGUCAAGAUAUGGUGGAAACAAUGAAUGAGGUUUGUACACCAUUCACAAUUUUAUCAAUCUGCAUGGCAGCAUAAAGGCCAUGCAGAUAAUUUGCUGUUGGCGUAUUUUGUGUAAUUUCGUUUUGCUGAAUUUAGUAAUGGUUGUGUGUUAUUUCUUUUCAAACAUGUGUGAAUUUGCUGAAUUGGGAGAGUGUACGAAGAUACUACGCAAAUGGUUGGCCUUUUGCUCUCAAGAAACUCUGUUAUCUUUUUUCAUUUUUUUUUUCUAUUUGAGGUAGAAAUUCCAUCAUUUUG
Molecule: messenger RNA, 3876 nt
Organism: Coffea eugenioides
Lineage: Eukaryota; Viridiplantae; Streptophyta; Magnoliopsida; Gentianales; Rubiaceae
Product: putative late blight resistance protein homolog R1B-16
Exons: 2
Coding region: 1-3471 (1156 amino acids)
Biological process (GO): defense response to other organism
Molecular function (GO): ADP binding
Source: RefSeq, a predicted model, not a curated record